AUGAGCGUUUCCAUCUCCACAGUUAAGACCAAGGUCUAUGAGGGACAGAAGCCCGGAACCUCUGGUCUCCGUAAGAAAGUGACUGUCUUCCAGCAGGAACACUAUGCGGAGAACUUCAUUACCGCCCUCCUUCUCUCCAUCCCAGAAGGAGUUGAGGGCUCAUUCCUCGUCAUUGGUGGUGACGGCCGUUACUACAACCCCGAAGUUGUCCAGAAGAUUGCAAAGAUUGGUGCUGCCUAUGGAGUCAAGAAGAUGCUCAUUGGCCAGAACGGCAUUCUGAGUACUCCUGCUGCCAGUCACAUCAUCAGGAAGAGGAAGGCUACUGGUGGUAUCUUGUUGACCGCCAGUCACAACCCCGGUGGUCCCACCGAGGACUUCGGAAUCAAGUACAACCUUGCGAACGGUGCCCCGGCUCCCGAGAAGGUUACCGACCAGAUCUACGAUUACACCAAGACGAUCCAGGAGUACAAGAUUUGUGAUAUUCCAGACCUUGACUUGUCAACAAUCGGAACCAAGACCUACGGCUCUCUUGAGGUUGAAAUUAUCGACAGCGUCGAAGACUACGUCCUCUACAUGAAGGAGAUCUUCGACUUCCCGCUCAUCAAGUCCUUCUUCGCCGAGAACCCCAGCUUUAAGGUCCUCUUCGAUGGUCUUCACGGUGUCACCGGUCCCUACGGUAUUGCCAUCUUCCAGAAGGAACUCGGUCUUCCCGAAUCCUCUACCCAGAACUGUGUCUCACUCCCCGACUUUGGCGGCGGGCACCCCGACCCCAACCUCACCUAUGCCCACUCUCUUGUCGCCGCAGUCGACAAGGACAAAAUCCCCUUCGGUGCCGCCUCCGACGGUGACGGUGACAGGAACAUGAUCUACGGAGCGAACGCAUUCGUCUCCCCCGGAGACUCGCUCGCCAUUAUUGCGCACCACGCUGACAAGAUCCCGUACUUCAAGAAGCAGGGUGUCUAUGGGCUUGCCAGGUCAAUGCCAACAUCUGCGGCUGUUGACCUUGUUGCCAAGAAGAAGGGCCUUGAGUGCUACGAGGUGCCGACCGGAUGGAAGUUCUUCUGUAGUCUGUUUGACAGCAACAAGCUCAGCAUCUGUGGUGAGGAGAGUUUCGGAACCGGUUCAAACCACAUCAGGGAGAAGGACGGUAUGUGGGCUGUUGUUGCCUGGUUGAACAUCAUUGCGGGUAUCGCCAAGGAGUUGCCCGCCGGUGAGCAGCCGUCUAUCACAAACAUCCAGAACGAGUUCUGGAAAGAAUAUGGCCGCACUUUCUUUACCCGUUACGACUACGAGAACGUUGACUCUGCCGGCGCCCAGAAGCUCGUUGACGGCUUCGCCGCCCACGUCGCCGACAGCUCCUUCAUUGGCAGCGAUGUCGCCGGCAAGAAGGUCACCGACGCCGGAAACUUCAGUUACAUCGACCCCGUUGACGGCAGCGUGUCUAAGAACCAGGGGCUGUUCGCCCGCUUCGACGACGGCUCCAGAAUCGUCGUCCGUCUAUCAGGAACCGGUAGUUCCGGCGCCACCAUCAGACUUUACUUGGAGAGACACACCUCGGACGAGAGCAAGUACAACCUCGACGCGCAGGACUAUCUCAAAGAGAACAUCAAGCUUUCUGUAGACUUCCUUGGCUUCCAGGAGCACGUCGGAAGAGUGGAGCCGGAUGUCAAGACUUAA
Messenger RNA from Morchella importuna, 1677 nucleotides. RefSeq lists its product as uncharacterized. Gene Ontology annotation, molecular function: magnesium ion binding; phosphoglucomutase activity. Lineage: Eukaryota; Fungi; Ascomycota; Pezizomycetes; Pezizales; Morchellaceae. Gene Ontology annotation, cellular component: cytosol. Gene Ontology annotation, biological process: carbohydrate metabolic process. The transcript has 7 exons. The coding region runs from base 1 to 1677 and encodes 558 amino acids. The record is from RefSeq and is a predicted model, not a curated record.